Vespa crabro (European hornet) is the source of this 3054-nucleotide messenger RNA. Its product is annotated as proclotting enzyme. Gene Ontology annotation, biological process: proteolysis. Gene Ontology annotation, molecular function: serine-type endopeptidase activity. Bases 1181 to 2731 code for a protein of 516 amino acids. The transcript has 6 exons. Lineage: Eukaryota; Metazoa; Arthropoda; Insecta; Hymenoptera; Vespidae. The record is from RefSeq and is a predicted model, not a curated record.
AGCAGCGCGCUAACUGGAUGAAUUCGAAACGUCAAAUUCUUCGAACGUUAUUUUCAACAACAAAAAAAAAAGAAAAAAAAAAUAUCCACUAAAAUUAAGGAUGCGAGAAGCUGGUAAAAGUUUUGCUUGAUUUUUAUAUCCUUAUUUAUCACUUAAGAGGAAUGCCCUUGUCCUAAGGACCGGGUCCAUCGUUACAAGUGCAACGUACCAUUCGGGUAUAUUUCAGCUUUGCCAACCGGUUUGCACGUUUCGGGAGAGAAUAGCUCGAGAUUCUGAAGUGGCGCCAGCGCACAAAUUCUUCUACCUAAUUUUGUGCACGCACGCAAAGCCAUUUACAUUCGACGACGCAAAAGUCCGUACGUACAUGCCAAAAGCAAAUCCAAGCUGCUUCAAGACAUAAUAAUAGUGGAAAACAUACACUGGAGAACAUCGAUCUUCGUCGGACUACGAUCCAUUAUGUUCCUACAACGUUAAUGAAUAUUUAAACGAUACUUUUUCUUUCAACGAAAAUUCAAAUGACACCUUUUGGUCGUUGGAAUAUUCAUUAGAAACUCGACGAAUAUCGUUAGUCCAUCGAGAAAUAUUACAACGACAAAAAUGUAAUCUAUUCGAAGACGAAUACCAAUUUAGAAUUUACGUCCUUGACGCGAUUGAAUUUUUCCGUUCAGAAACUCAGUAACUCUAUUUCUCGUGAUAAACGAUAUAUCAAGAAAUUCUUUGACUUUGACAAGUUAAAAGUUAAAAACAACCGCGAUCCAUUAUAUUCGAAGAACGCUUAGAAUCGAAAGAGAUUUGAUUUUUGUACGUAUGUAUUAUAUCCGCAGUGUGACCCUUACGCUCUUCGUCCGCCUUCCCGAAGGAUCCUGAUGUCUCUCUCUCUUGAGGAACGCUCAAAAGAACAAGAGAAUAUAACGAAAUCUCAUGGUGGAACCUGCAGAGACUAGAGAGCGAGCCGACGACAGUCGAUGGAAGGGGCGAACCCGUUAUAAGCCCCGAGUCCGCGUCUAUCCGGCAGGUUGGCAGCUUAACGCCGAUCCUGAACCUUCUCUACUCUACUCUCUGCCAGCUCAGGCAAAGACGCGAAUCCACGCGAGGACGAGUAAUCGUUUCGUUCAUUUCCUCGCGACAGCGCGCAAACGAUCGAUCGUAUCGAACGCUUCGUAAUAAGAUUUGCGGCAUCAUGCGGCGAGAACGAGCAUUACCUCCGCUUUUUGCAACGGUACUCGUAUUUCUGAGAAUCACGAGUGUAUCUGCCGAAUCUAUGUCUAACGUUCAGCCGGCUUCUAGAUCCUUAAUCUUUGAUCGUCAGGACAACGAGUUGUAUCGAGAAGAGGACGACGCGAUCGUCGUUGAAGCCGCUAUAGAAGCAGAUCCUACGUCAUUAUCGAGAGACGGUCGAAGCAUCCUCUGGAGCGGAUCCGCGGAACGCGGUACCUGCCUUACGUCUAAGGGCGAGAUUGGACGAUGCACUACUUUCAAAGAAUGUUAUCCUUACUUCAAGAUACCCGAUCUUGGUGCUCUCGACGGUUGGGUUCUUGGUGUUUACGAUACUUGCAGCUUCAUUCUCGAGGACGGCCGCACGAGCUUCGGAAUCUGUUGCUCCAACUUGAAUCCCAUCGCGACUCCCGGCCUGGAGAAUUGCGACGGUCAGAACUUGAACGAUCAACAGAUAGAAGAUGCUAAAACGAAGGAAGACGGAGAGGGAACGGAAGCGGGAACGAACCCAAAACCAAAACCAACGGCCAGUUGGCCACCGCCGAUACCAACUCAUCCACCGGAUCACACGAUCCCACCUUUACCCACCCAUCCGCCGUAUCCAGGAUUGAUUUCGUCGCCCACCUCGAAACCAUCUACAACGAGCUCAAAGAAACCUGGCAUACCGACGACAUGGCCGACGAAGAAACCAGCUUGGUGGCCAGGUGCACCGACCAUCUCGACAACGAAUAAACCUAGUUCGACGACUUCCUCGCCCAUAGACUUGUCUCAAUGCGGAGCGAAGAACGGUAAUCAAGAUCAAGAACGCAUCGUCGGUGGUCAGAACGCCGAUCCUGGUGAAUGGCCAUGGAUCUCUGCCCUCUUCAAUGCCGGACGUCAAUUCUGUGGGGGAUCUUUGAUAGAUGACAAACACGUUCUUACCGCUGCCCAUUGUGUCGUUAACAUGAACUCUUGGGAUGUAGCGAGAUUAACGGUCCGCCUUGGGGAUUACAAUAUAAAGACGAACAGUGAGAUACGUCACGUUGAAAGACGGGUAAAGCGAGUAGUAAGGCACAGAGGUUUUAACUCGCGUACUCUUUACAAUGACGUAGCCAUUCUUACGUUGAGCGAGCCGGUCGAAUUUACGGAACAGAUUCGACCCAUUUGUUUGCCGAGUGGUUCGAAGCUCUAUGUCGGAAUGACUGCAACUGUCAUUGGUUGGGGCUCCUUGAGGGAAAGUGGUCCACAGCCAGCGAUACUUCAAGAAGUUUCGAUUCCAGUCUGGUCGAAUAGCGAAUGUAAAUUUAAAUACGGUUCUGCGGCACCCGGUGGUAUAGUCGACAGUUUCUUGUGCGCUGGACGGGCCGCUAUGGACUCCUGCUCGGGUGACAGCGGUGGUCCGUUAAUGGUCAAUGACGGUCGUUGGACUCAGGUUGGUAUCGUCAGUUGGGGAAUCGGUUGUGGAAAGGGACAAUAUCCCGGCGUUUAUACAAGAGUAACGCAUUUCUUACCUUGGAUCUACAAGAAUCUUAAAUAAGUAAAUAAGCGAUUUUCGAACCCUCUUUUCAUUUCAAUAGCGUGUAAGAAUGCGUGAAGUAUCAAUUUAAAAAGCUAAGCUCAUUCUCCCACCUUUAAACUCUAAAAAAAAAAAAGAAAAAGAAAGAAAAAAAAAAAGAACUUUCAUUUCAUUUCGUAAAUUCUCAUCGCAACAUUUAUCUCCCACAUAUUUUACGUAUUCUCUUACUACGGACGCUUAUAGAUACUUAUGUAGAUCAUCGUACUCGUCGUUUUUGUACGUGGCAAUAAGACAUUUUAUAUGCUCUACAUACACCAGUAUAUAAAAAUAAAAAUAAAACUAUA